GGAUUAAGACUACGUGAGUAGUGCCUACGUGAGUAUCUGACGGCAACACGCGGUUCUAGAUUCAUAGUAAACCAAUCAGUCAAAUCUAAAAGUAGACAUUACGUGGCAAGGACACAGACAAAAGCGGAAGAAGUUUGAAGUCGAAGUGUUACGCACACAUGGACAUGGAUACUUGUGCCAUAUCUGCCUUUCUUCUGUUUUCGUUGCGAUUGCUGAGCUCAGUGCAGGCGUGUGGUGUUGAGAUCGACGUAGAAAAGAAGAGAGAGUUGUGCUUGUCUCGAGUGGAGAAUGUCACUUCAGGUUGCCUGGGGUCGUGGGACACGAUUGCCUGUUGGCCAUCAGCUCGUGUAGAAGAGGUGGUCACUAUACCCUGCCCAGAUUAUUUCAGCUUUGUGUCUGGCCACCCCAAAGGAAAUAUAUCAAGGAACUGCACCUCGGAAGGCUGGACAGAGAUCAACGCUUUGGCCAUUGCUCAGACGUGUGGUUACAACCCCAACAGCACCUUCAGUGAUGAAGUGGUGAGUCUGGGCAAUUUCUACUCAUCAGUGAGGAUUGGCUACACCAUCGGUCAUAUAGUCUCCCUAAUAUCCCUGACUGCGGCCAUAGUCAUACUGUGCAUCUUUAGGAAACUACAUUGCACGAGAAACUACAUCCACAUCAACCUGUUUAUGUCCUUCAUACUAAAGGCUGUCGCAGUGCUUGUUAAGGAUGUGGUUCUGUUUGAUGACCAGGAGUGUCCCUCUGAAUCAGUGGGGUGUAGGGCUGCAGUGGUGUUCUUCCAGUAUGGAGUCAUGGCCAGUUACUUUUGGUUACUGGUGGAAGUACUGUAUCUUCAUGCCCUUCUAGCGGUGUCGUUCUUCUCCGAGAGAAAAUACUUCUGGUGGUACAUUCUCAUUGGCUGGGGAGUUCCUGCAGUGUUCAUCAUGGCGUGGAGCAUCACAAUGGCUCACCAGACUGAUGUUGGAUGCUGGGAUUUGAUUGAUGACCAUCUUUGGCUGAUCAUCCGAGUACCCAUCAUAUUUACUAUACUGGUAACUUUCAUUCUCUUCAUCUGUAUCAUACGGAUACUUCGGCAGAAGAUCAAUUGCAGAGAUAUCGGACGACAUGAGUCCAACCAAUACUUGAGGUUGGCUAAAUCAACAUUGCUGUUGAUUCCUCUGUUUGGGAUUAACUACAUAGUAUUUGCACUCAUUCCUGAAAAUCUAGCCCCUGUUAUUAGGCCUGUGUUCGACCUGGUCUUGGGGUCAUUUCAGGGUUUUGUGGUAGCUGUUCUGUACUGUUUCCUAAAUGGAGAGGUGCAGGCAGAGAUCAAACGCAAAUGGAGGAGAUGGCACAUGCAAAGGUUUCUUGGAAACGGCACCAAGUACCAGUACCAGCAGCCGUCCCUAGGCAGCAAUGGGAACAACAGCACCCAGAUCACCAUGAUGACCAAAUGCAGUCCGACCACGUGGCGAGCUAGCGAAGGCCCGGACGACCUCUCAGCUGUCUGACACCGGGCUCUUGCGACAGGAAACCGCAUGUGGUUGGAGAAGUGCCCCACACGGGCGUAUGGCUUACGCAUCCUCUUCCUCCUCUCUGUAGAGUGUCACUCCCUCCAUCCUGUGUGACAUAUCUGAUUACUGUGGCACACACAAUGACAUUAUCACUAAGUGGGGCAGCAAUGUAAUUUGCAGUGCAAGCAAGGUGCAUUGUGUCAGAGGGUAUGCCAUGUACGACACUGUGACACCAGCACACCAGCUCUCAGCCAUUUCCAUUCAGGGCCAUCAUGUGCCCCUGUGAACUGUACGUAUAGCUGAGAAUUUAGAGAGGGGAUUUAACAUGAUUAUCACAAACAUGAAAAACAGUGGUGUUUUCCACAGUUAGGGAUUAACUGUUAGCCUGUCUGAUACCAGACCGAUUUUCUAAUCUUAAUUGAUAAUCAGUCUGGGGACCCUUCAUUCACUUCCGAAUUCCUAGGGCCAUAACCAGCAGUGAAAUUAAGUUGGUACAUUAAACUCUUAUGUGUUUGCUGUACAUUUUUCUUGUAAAUGAAGGUUAAUUUAAAUACAGUUGUUUAUUUCCAAAUUCCAAAGAAAAUACAUGUCAGUAUUGUUUAACACUGACACCAUUGCUGCAGCCACUGGUUUUGUUGAACAGUGCUGCUGACUGUGUCAUAAAGCCCGCCCCUCUGUCUGUCAUAAAGCCCGCCCCAUACCGGAUAAGUGGUUGCUUUGUUUUUGGUCUUUUGGAAAUCAGCUUCAAUGGAAAUACAGACCUGACCGAGUUUGUCUGGGUUCACUAGAACUAGACUAAUUAAACGUCUAAAAAGAGAUUGUAAGCUGAGCACACCAUUGAUCAAUUCUACACACACAGACCGGUUGACAAUGAGUAAGAAAUGCUGUCUGUUCAAAUUAUUACAGGAUUUAGCUACCACAGAUGCCUUCCGGUUGAACACCUCUGGUUAAUCUUUUUCUCCAUAAUGUGGUCAUUGGAGAUGAGUUGAUUAGUCAGUGCUAAUAGAAAUGUCAAGUACAAUGGUAGUACUAUUUUAGGCAUCGCUUCACCUAUUUUGUAUGUGUAAAUAACAUGUAAAUGCCACAAAUAGACCCGUACAUUCUUAGGUUUCAUGGCCAGCUCCACCCUGUAACCAAAUGUGAAUUAGCAGAUGUAUGUUUGUCCCACAGACUUACGCGAUGUGGUUGUAUUUGUUUGUAUGGUUGUUUGUAUGAAUUUGGACUGUUCUGUGUAGGCCUACAACUUUAUAGUGCAUGAACAUGUGUAUAUAGUUAUUGGUGGCGCAGAUUGCAGAAUGUGGAUUGUACAAUAAUAGUGUUUUAUAGAUCUAGACUCUGUCAAUUCACUUGCUGUGUGAUAGAUGUGAUAAUGUGUGAUGUAAUUUCUCUCGCUUGUUUGUCAUCAAUUGCUGUGGUUAAGAUGAAGCUAAAAAAUAAUGUGGGUGUCCAUGAUCUGUAUUUUCUAUCAUAGAGUAAUGAUGUGUACACGUGGGUGCAUCCAUGCACAUAAAAAAAACCUUAUACCUCAUAAGUCAAUAUGUACAGUAUUUUCCAUAAUGGAAAUUAGGAAAGUUAGUCAAUAGAUGCACACAUUACACAUUCCUUCUGUGAUGUAAAUGGCAUGUAAAUAUUUUGGUAGUUGAAAUGUGCACCAAAUACAUAUGUAAUGCAGAAUACACUGUUUAAAGACCCUCCUUUAUUUUCA
Alosa alosa (allis shad) is the source of this 3198-nucleotide messenger RNA. It is a transcript of the gene vipr1a, whose product is annotated as vasoactive intestinal peptide receptor 1a. The transcript is spliced from 13 exons. Gene Ontology annotation, cellular component: plasma membrane. Bases 159 to 1490 code for a protein of 443 amino acids. Gene Ontology annotation, biological process: adenylate cyclase-modulating G protein-coupled receptor signaling pathway; cell surface receptor signaling pathway. Gene Ontology annotation, molecular function: vasoactive intestinal polypeptide receptor activity; peptide hormone binding; G protein-coupled peptide receptor activity. The record is from RefSeq and is a predicted model, not a curated record. NCBI's taxonomy places the organism in Eukaryota, Metazoa, Chordata, Actinopteri, Clupeiformes, Clupeidae.